This is a messenger RNA of Ictalurus punctatus (channel catfish), 5484 nucleotides long. It is a transcript of the gene slc16a13, whose product is annotated as solute carrier family 16 member 13. Bases 251 to 1747 code for a protein of 498 amino acids. The transcript has 6 exons. The record is from RefSeq and is a predicted model, not a curated record. NCBI's taxonomy places the organism in Eukaryota, Metazoa, Chordata, Actinopteri, Siluriformes, Ictaluridae. Gene Ontology annotation, biological process: transmembrane transport; monocarboxylic acid transport. Gene Ontology annotation, molecular function: monocarboxylic acid transmembrane transporter activity.
UCUCUUUUUGUCCCCCUGCCGGUACCCGUAUUUCGCCUAAACUACCGGUAAAUAGCUGUCUGUAUACGGAUUUAAUAAAACAAACAAAACAUUAACACUGUGAAACCGUUUUGUCCUAUUUUGGUUAUCGGCAACAAACACGGAGCACAAGCGCACUGUGAUAAGAUGUUGUGGUGUUGCAGUCUGGCUCUGUCUUGUCUUACAGAGAGCUCGUUUACAUAUACAGAGCAACAAGCAUUCCACAGUAGUGAUGGCUAUGCAGCAGGAGAAAAAACACCAGCUAGUUGAGGAUGUGGAAGCUCCAGAUGGAGGUUGGGGCUGGGCGGUGGUGGUUGCACUCUUCAUGGCUUCAGCCCUGGUUUUUGGGCUCAUCCGCAGUCUGGGGGUUUUCUUUGUGGAGUUUGUGCAGUACUUUGGGGAGAGUGCUCAGGCUGUUUCCUGGAUAACCUCCAUAGGAGUGGCUAUGCAGCAAUUACUGAGUCCUAUAGGCACAGCUGCUUGUAAUGCAUACGGGGCUCGUCGUGUUGUAAUGAUCGGAGGUGUUCUUUCUGGACUGGGAUUCAUGCUGGCUUCUCAGGCUACAACACUCACACACCUCUACCUGACCAUGGGACUCAUUUCAGGGUCAGGCUGGGCUCUAGUGUUCACCCCUACAAUAGCCUCUGUGAUGGAGUAUUUCAGCACUCGGCGUGCUCUAGCCAUGGGCCUUGGCUUCACGGGUGUGGGUUUAUCCUCCUUUGUGUUCUCUCCACUUUUCCAAUACCUGGUAGACUUCUACGGGUGGCGCGGGGCACUCCUGAUUCUUGGUGGUCUCAGCUUCAACAUUGUGGCCAGCGGUGCCCUUAUUCGACCACUCAGACCCACUAAAGUUGUGGAAAUGAGUAAAAGCAACAGUGUGUCUGAUAACUGCAGGUCUUUCUUUUCCCGUUCCUGUCAGUAUUUUGAGCUGUCACUGCUCUUGCAUCGAGGCUUCAUCAUCUACAGCUUGGCUGUCACAUGCUUCAACGCAGGGUACUUUAUUCCAUAUGUCCACCUUGUGGCCCACAGCCGCCUUGUGGGCUUCAGCGAAUUCCAGGCUGCAUUUGUCAUUUCCAGCACGGGUGUGACAGACAUUUUGGGGCGUGUGGUGUCCGGCUGGGCCUCGGAUUUGAGGCAUUUGCGCUCGCUCCACCUACUGACCAUAUGGACGGCUUUAGUGGGUCUGUUCCUCCUACUGCUGCCCCUCUGCUCACUACAAGGGCACUAUGCGGGUCUGCUGACAGUCAGCCUGGCAUAUGGCUUCUGUGCCGGUGCUAUGACCCCACUGGUGUUUUCUGUGGUGCCAGAGAUUGUGGGCAUGGAUCGUAUGGUCGGUGCGCUAGGACUCCUGCAGCUUAUUGAGAGCGUAGGAGGCCUACUUGGAGCGCCACUAUCAGGCUGGUUGAAGGACCUCACAGGUUCUUACGUAUUUUCCUUUGUGGUAGCCAGUGUGUUUCUCUUCUUGGGUACCAUAAUAACAAUGACUCUUCCCUAUUUCUGUACCUGUACCAACCCCCUGCCCCUAUCACUAAAGAAGAAGACUAAAAAUGAGUCCACUGAAGCUGAUCCACUUAAACAGGUUUUACCUGUGGACUCCAUAGAGAAUAUACAAAACCCGGAUAGGAUUCCAGAAACACUCCCGUCUCAGAACCACCUAACAGAAACAAGUCUGGAAGUGAAAGACGCACCUCUCAGUGCAAACCGGACAGAAAGUGGGGCUACUUGCUGAUUGGCUGGAGGAGCAGUAUGGGCUUCCCAUAGGAAUCAUAUUGACCAAUUAUUCUUUUUACUGUGAAAGAACUCAUUGUUGGACAGCAUUUACAGAGAAACUGUCAAUAGCAGGUAAAUCUAAACCUGACAAAGAGCCAUCAUUAAAGAAAAAAUUGUAUACCACCUCAGCUCCCUUUGGGAAUAAAGAUCAAGCCAGAAAACUGCGCCAGUUGUAGACACAAAUUCAUCUUUGUUAGAAUCUUUAUAUGUUAAUUGUUAUUGUUUACACCUAAACCAACACUGUAUACUCCUAUGCAGCUUUGCUUUAUUCUUUCAUACCAAUCAAAUAUAGGAAAUUGCUAGGAACUACAGGAAUCCACAAUGAUCACACAAACCACAUUAAAAGUGUACCAGAUCACAUUUUUGCUGACAUUUUAUUGAUUUGCUGGCAGAUUAUUGGACGUGUUGUUGAACAUAUCUCACUAUAUAUCAUGUUGCGCCAACAUCAGAAACAGUUCCACAUUUAACUCACAGUAUGCUCUGUGUUGCAAAUAGGAAAAGACUGAUGAAAUCCUACACCACUGGUUCCCCUAAGCAGUCCAGAGAUCAGCUGAGCAGUGUCAGCUGCAUGGGGUCCUCUGAGUAUGUAGUAAUUGUGAUCACUGAGCUACACCAUGCACUUCAUCUAUUGAAGUGUUCUAGGUUCUAGUUUUUUAAUGUCAGUAUGAAUUUGAAGAAGAACUUGAAGCAUUGCAGAUUUCAUGAGUUUACUGAACCAGCAGCAAGAAGACAAAUAUUUUUACAUACCAUAACUGUUUAAUUAAUUCUGAAUGUCAUGCUCAGUACUCACAGGAAUUCUAGCUGAAUGUCACAGCAUUCAUUUGUUUUUCACACUGAAUUUUUUUUCCCCAUAUGGGAAAUUCCCAUAUCACUGUCUACCUGAAAAAAAAAUGCUGCAUUUUUGGUCAGAAUUGUAGGCAUGUAGACAUGCUGUGAAGAUGACCUUUACCCUGGCAUUAGCAGAGGCACGUUCAAGGGACACAAGUUUAGUGCUGUGUAAUGAGUAACCUACUUUCAUUAUUAUACUUUUAAAAAUUUUAGGCGAUAACAUGCCUUUUAUAGCCCGCAUAUUAUACUGAUUUUUUUUUUUUAAUUAGGAUUUUUAGGUGUCUUUUGGCCAUAUAUGGUGGUCUAAAUUUGUUUGCAUAAGAUGUAGGUAUUAUGGUGUGGUGGAUUAUGGUUUAAGUUUUUUGACAUCUUCCAGUUGGCUUAGUUAGAAAGCAAAUUUAACACAGAAGUCUCAUGGCCUUUUAAGGACAUUUAAACUGUGGCAUUAUAAAAAUGUUCAAACCUUUUUUUUUUUUAAAUUCUACUAGGAGUAUUAAAAUAAUAAUAAUAAUGAUAAUGAUAAAAUGCAAAAUAAAUGUUUGAGGUUUAAAUGUACGUUAUGUUUAACUUUAGCAAUUUCUUUUAAUUAUGUGUUCAUAUUUUGACCAUGUAAAGCAAAGCUGAGAGUUUUCACCAGUGAGACAUUCCGUUGUAUUACUGAUAUUGCUUAUAGAAGAACAGAUGUAGCGCUUGCUAGUUGGUUAUCUUAUUCACAGGUCUACAGGUGGACUCAUGAGCAAUUUGGUUAGAUACUUGACAAAGUUGUACAUAUUUUAGCCAGCCAUGCUUGUUACUGUUAUUUUACAUCAGUGGCUGAACAAAAUUAGUUACUUAUUUAACAUUAUUUCAGGUUCUCUGAGGUCACUGCAACAAAUCUGUUGAAAUCAUCAAAUUAAACAUUAUGUGUGCUGAAUGACCAAACUAUUUUUCAGCAGUUAGUCUCCAAGGCCCUGCACAUUGCAUUUUGCUAUCUUAUGUCUUACUAUUCAUUGUAAUUCAUGUAAUGCUCAUGAUUAAAAACAGACAUAGGGUUAUUAUAUGGUGUAUAGGGGUUAUUUAAUUGGAUAUUAGCAGCCUGAUUUGACAUUCCCUGUCACAAAACAGGAAGUAGAUCAGAGUCUACUUCUGGUGUGCAUCCUAAGAGAUUUUUGUAGCCGUGUGUGAGCCACUGAAUUAUUCUGAAAGCUGUGUCAAUGUCUUUGAGCUCUUAAAAAUAAACAUAUGAGCCUUAAUCUACUUCAGCCAUUAGCUCCUCUACUGCAAAACACCAGGUAUACAAGAUCAGUAAAGUAAACAGGGCUGUAUCUGGUACACAUACUGGAAACCUCUGAAACUGGGAACCUUCAAAAAAUGAAACCUUGGAAUUUAUUUCAUAAGCAUCCCUAAUAAUUGCUGAUGCAGUAUGCAUGCUUGCAUAUUAACCCUAACCCAGGAGCCUUUUUAAUUAGCUGUAAAUCCUUAUUUGAUAAAUUAUUCCAUACCUUAUCAUUUGACGUGAAGUUGUUUUAUUCCUUUUAUAAUAGAUCAUGUUUGUUUGUGUGUGCGCACGCAAACACUAGUAGCUAAUGAAUUACUUGCUGUUGUCUUUUUAAACAAUUUUCUUGAACACACCUCAGGGUGCAUGGAAUUCAGUUGAUGUUUAAAAUAGCCGAGUUGUUUUGUCCCUGUCUGAUGACAUCACGUGCCUCUGCUUUUGAUCAUGACUACAUCUACUUGAUUACAUUUGAUUGUGGGUUUAGUUCAGGUUUGUUUUUGUUUAAGACGUGUACAAUUACGUUUGAAUUAAUAAAUUAAAUUUUAAUACACAAAAUCCAAUAUUUUAUAUUUUGUAUUGUUCAAAUUUAUUCCAGAAUAGCUUAAUAUACCCUUGAUUAAAUAAAAAGCUUGAUAAGGUUUUUUUUUUUUUUUUUUGCAAUUGUAUUGUUUAAAGAGUAUAUCACUGAUAUUACUCUGACGAUGCUUAGGUGCAACAAUUAACUACAUAUCAUCGAGGAUCAGUCAUUUGGGACCUGUUAGUUGCAGGUUGUUGUCUACAACAUGAUGUCUGCAUAGUAAUCACUUCUGGUACAUCUCUGAGCUAAAAGAAGACACAUGAGCAAGCAAGUUUAUUUUUUCUACUGUUUCACUGGGAAAAUCAUGUAUGAAUCGUUUGUUUCCCUAAACAAGACAUGCAUAGAUGACACAAUGCUUAUGUAACAAAAAAUAAAUUGAGAAAAGUAAUUUUGGAAUUUUGGUCAUGAACAGAAAAUGAAAAACACUUGCAGGGAAUUUACAAUUAAUCUAUGACUAAUGCACAGUUUGGAGAAGAAGCUGUGUUUCCCGAGAAGGUGGAAUUAAAACAAACUGUUCGGACUGAAAUAUAAUCCAAUCUAUGAAAUUGAGGGAUAUGAGAUCUCUCUCAAAACAUACAAUAGAAAUGUGCUGUAUUACUUUCAUUAAAAAAAAAAACAAACAAACAAAAAAAAAAACACCACAAAUAUGAAUUGAAACCAUGAUCAGUAUAAUUUGAUGAGACUACCAAGAGCUGACUGGCUUCACUCAGAGUCCUUUUACACAGUCCUGAUACCAGUGUGGUUAAAGAGAACGCUGGCGAACACAGAGCAAAGCUAAACCUACAGCAGCGCAGUGGCAUAGCAACACUGCUAAUCUGAAAUGACCUAAUGGCCUAAUGAGGUUCAGGCUCAAAGGUCAAGCGUGAUAACAUUCCAUAGCUUACAGAGUUCAUAAAUGAUUUCUCUUUGUGUGUCACAGCCAGGUGAUGACCAGGCAAAAAAGCAAGACACACUUAAGAAAUAACACUAAAUCUUCCAGCCCAUGUCUGUAUAAUGAAUAUAGUGAGAGAAACAGGCACAGUCUUGCACCUGGUGG